UAGGAGCAUCCAAGACUUGAGCCGGAGGUUCACGUUCAAAACACGCGACUCAAGUCAUGGAGUUAUCCGAAGAGCCCGUCGCGGGUGAACGCUUGCCAGGCUUGAAAUGGUUGCUGUAUGCGGCUCAGCUACUGGGAGCAUUGUCAUUGAUUCUCAUCGCGGUCAUGGGAGCGUUGUUCGGCGGAUACACCGGGCCGUCUGACCCUAAGAAAUGGUUCAAUUGGCACCCUCUGCUCAUGACCUUGGGUCUCCUGCUGCUACAGGGAGAGUCCAUUAUUAUCUACAGAGUCCUCAGGAAUAAGCCGAAAUUCCAACUCAAAAUCGUGCAUGCGGCUCUCCAUGCUAUCGCCUUCGCCCUGAUGGUUGUCUCUCUACAGGCUGUGUUCGACUCUCACAAUCUAGCGAAUCCACCGUAUGCGAACAUGUACAGCCUUCACUCGUGGAUUGGACUGGGAGCUUGCAUUCUAUUCGCAGCCCAACUCCUCUUUGGUUUCCUCGCAUUCCUUUUCCCCCAGCUUCGGGAAUCUCGCAGGAAGAAGUUGAUGCCGUUCCACACCUUCGGAGGUAUAGUGAUUUUCCAUCUGACAAUCAUGGCAACGUUGAUGGGAAUCACAGAGAAAUUGAUCUUCGCGCGGAAUUACUCAGCACUCGAAGCUCCGGCCUUGGUUGGGAACGUAUUCGGCGUUUCCAUCACUCUGUUCUCCAUCGUCGUGUUUUACAUCGUCUCGCAGCCCGACUACAAGCGAGUGCCUCUGCCCAUUGACAGUUAG
Molecule: messenger RNA, 770 nt
Organism: Galendromus occidentalis (western predatory mite)
Lineage: Eukaryota; Metazoa; Arthropoda; Arachnida; Mesostigmata; Phytoseiidae
Product: cytochrome b561
Exons: 7
Coding region: 57-770 (237 amino acids)
Molecular function (GO): oxidoreductase activity
Source: RefSeq, a predicted model, not a curated record